UGUGGUAUCCACAGCGCUGGCGGAGGUCACAGGAAAAAAACAACAUGGCGACCUGCAUAAUAAACAUGUCCAGAGCGGUAUGUAGAGGAUUAAGAUCAUGCCCUUUAACGCGUCCAGGAAUCCGGUUACGGAUGAUGAGUGCUACAGCAGGGGAGAGAAACAAUACUAUAGUGGAGUCGACAGAGGAAUACAAAUACGUGGAAAGAUUAAUCCCGCCGACUAAAAUCCCCACCCCACCUAAACAUGACGGCCCCGCCCCAUCUGGCUGGACUCCUCCACCAGAAGUGCCUCCCGAUCUUCCUUACAUGAUACGUCGCUCGCGCAUGCACAACGUCCCCGUCUACAAAGACAUCACCCAUGGCAACCGGAUGAUGACUCUUGUGCGCAAGGUUGAAGGCGACAUCUGGGCUUUGGAAACGGAUGUGAAGGAGCACUUGCACAAGCUGACAGGCAGAGUCCCGCCCACACAGGUCAACGAAGUAACCAUGAGCAUAAGGGUCAAAGGUGACUUUGACAAGGAGCUGAAGCAGUGGCUGAUUGAAAAGGGCUUCUGAGCAGUGUCAGAUGACCGCUUCCUAGCUCUAGAUCUGACUUGCACCAAUAAGAAGGCAGAAGCCAACAGACUGCAGUAUCCUGUUCUACCACUUGCCAGUCAACCAAAUGUUUUUUUGUUUUUUUUCUCCAUGAGUUUCUGUUGUUGCACACAGAAAAUCGUUUAAUUUAGUGCAUACAAUAUUCCCAGCUGGGCACUUGGGAUUCAACAAAUCACCAGGUAUGGUGCAGCCUGUAGCUAAAUUUUACACCAGUGGAUUCAAAUAAAGGACUGAAGAUGUGUUGAA
This is a messenger RNA of Conger conger (European conger), 839 nucleotides long. It is a transcript of the gene mrpl49, whose product is annotated as mitochondrial ribosomal protein L49. Gene Ontology annotation, molecular function: structural constituent of ribosome. Gene Ontology annotation, biological process: translation. The transcript has 4 exons. Bases 45 to 554 code for a protein of 169 amino acids. Gene Ontology annotation, cellular component: mitochondrial large ribosomal subunit; ribosome. The record is from RefSeq and is a predicted model, not a curated record. Lineage: Eukaryota; Metazoa; Chordata; Actinopteri; Anguilliformes; Congridae.